Molecule: messenger RNA, 348 nt
Organism: Cylicostephanus goldi
Lineage: Eukaryota; Metazoa; Nematoda; Chromadorea; Rhabditida; Strongylidae
Source: the annotation of a GenBank genome assembly
GUUGCAUUAUGGUCUCCCACCACCAGCACGGCUAAUGGGCGAUACAUAUGUAAAGGAUGAGUUUCGACGGCACAGAAAUGCUACACCCGAACAAACUGCGGUGUUUGUGAAUGAGUGGACUGUGAGUUCGAAUAACGAAAAUUACUGUAUAACUCUUGCUAAGCAACUCUCGCAAAAGGGCAUUGUGAAGGGCUUUCUCGGCAAGGAUCUUGAACCAGAAAAGCUUGACAGCUUUGCAGAGGAUCAAUUACGCCAACUUCUAGAUCUCAAAAUCGAAUCUGAAAGAAUGGCAAAGGAAAUCACGCAUUCUGUUGAAGAAACAGAUACACAGCAGACGAAGAAGUGAUC